Molecule: messenger RNA, 441 nt
Organism: Guillardia theta CCMP2712
Lineage: Eukaryota; Cryptophyceae; Pyrenomonadales; Geminigeraceae
Exons: 5
Coding region: 1-441 (146 amino acids)
Biological process (GO): Golgi organization; intracellular protein transport; endoplasmic reticulum to Golgi vesicle-mediated transport
Cellular component (GO): endoplasmic reticulum-Golgi intermediate compartment; COPII-coated ER to Golgi transport vesicle; Golgi apparatus
Source: RefSeq, a predicted model, not a curated record
AUGGUUACUGGACCCGAUGAAAAAACUAUCUAUAGUGUCCAGAAGGAGACUGAGGGAAGAUUCACUUUCAUGUCACACGAAACAGGGACGUACAGAUUUUGUUUUGGCAACUCCAUGUCAACUGUAACCCCGAAGACUGUGUCCUUCUCGCUACUGGUUGGGGAGGAUACACAGCAAGCAAGAGUUGCGAAGUCCGAGCAUGUCACUCCACUCGAAAAGUCGGUCAUGGCACUGGCUGAAGGGCUCCAGCAAAUCCAAACAGAGCAAGAGUACAUGAGGAUGAGGGAGCGAGCGCACAGAAACACGUCUGAAUCUACAAAUGCUCGUGUUCUUUGGUGGGCUCUAAUUGAAGCAGGAGCAUUGCUUCUUAUGAGUGUGAUUCAAAUUGUUUAUCUUCGAAAUUUCUUUGAGAACAAGAGAGCAUCAAAUCGCGGGGUGUAG